Heterocephalus glaber (naked mole-rat) is the source of this 3083-nucleotide messenger RNA. It is a transcript of the gene Ciz1, whose product is annotated as CDKN1A interacting zinc finger protein 1. Lineage: Eukaryota; Metazoa; Chordata; Mammalia; Rodentia; Bathyergidae. Gene Ontology annotation, cellular component: nucleus. The record is from RefSeq and is a predicted model, not a curated record. Gene Ontology annotation, molecular function: nucleic acid binding; zinc ion binding.
CCCCAGGCCGCGCGGCUCUGGGUCUCGUGGCCGAGCGGACUCGGGGAGGUCGGCUGGGGACGAGUCCUCCUGGAAGCCCCAGCGAUGGCCUCGCCGAACAACAGACCCCUCUAGGCAACAGACGGAGCCAGGGCUCACAGCCCCGCCUUCCCGAGGCGGAGGCCUCCUCGUAGGCGCCUUAAAUUCCCGCUGCCGUCACCGCGCGGGCCACCAUGUUCAGCCACCAGCAGCAACUGCAGCAGCAGCAGCAACUACUGCAGCUCCAGCAGCUGCUCCAGCAGUCCCCACCGCAAGCCCCCCUGCCCAUGGCCAUGAGCCGCAGCCUCCCCCAGCAGCAGCCCCAGCAGCAGCUCCUGAACCUCCAGGCCACCUCCCUCCUCAAUGGCUCCAUGCUGCAGAGAGCUUUGCUUUUGCAGCAGUUGCAAGGACUGGACCAGUUUGCAAUGCCACCAGCCACGUAUGACAGUGCCGGUCUCACCAUGCCCACGGCAACACUGGGCAACCUCCGUGGCUACAGCAUGGCAACCCCAAGCCUCACAACCCCUAGUAUUACACCGUCCCAGCUGGGUCCUCCCAAUCUGCAGCAGUUCUUUCCCCAGGCCACUCGCCAGUCUCUGCUGGGCCCCCCUCCUGUUGGGGUCCCUAUGAACCCCUCGCAGCUUAAUCUCUCAGGGAGAAACCCCCAGAAACAGACCCGGACCCACUCUUCCAACACCCCCAAUCGCAAGGAUUCUUCUUCCCAGACAAUGCCUGUGGAAGAUGGGGCAGACCCCCGAGAGGGGUCUGAAGAAGCUGAAGAGUUCAGAAUGGACACACCCGAAGACCAAGAUUCGCUCCCCUGCCCAGAUGGCAUCAUGAGUGAGAAACUCACUCCCACACCUGAACCUGAACCUUGUGAGGUGACUGAGCCACUGGCCAAGAGGUUGAGGAGCUCAGAGAGGCCCACAGAGAAGGGGCCUCCAGGGCAGUCACAGGUGAAGGUGCAGCCGCAGGCCCGGAUGACAGUGGCCAAGCAGACCCAGACACCAGAACUGCUGCCUGAGCCACCGGAAGCCCGAGUGCUGCCCCGAUUCCAGCCACGGGUCCUGCAGAUCCAGGCCCAGGUGCAGCCCCAGACUCCACCACAGAUGCUACCUGUGGACACCCAGGUGCCGCUGAAGCUGCAGAAGCAGGCACAAACACAGACCUCCCCAGAGCACUUAGUGCCGCUGCAGAAGGAGGCAGAGCCACAGAAGCAGGUGCAGUCACAGGCCUGUGCCCAGCCCCCAAAGCAGGGGCAGCUGCAGCUGCAGAAGCAGGCCCAGACCCAGACGUAUCCACAGGUGCCUAGCCAGGGCCAGCUGAGGGAGCAGCCGCAGGAGCAGCCCCCAGAGCAGCCUUCCACGCAGGUGCCUGUACAGCCACCGGAGCAGACCCAGGGCCACCCUGAGACCCAGGUGCAGGGGUCGGUGCCCACCCCAGAGCGAGUGCCGAUGUCUGUGCAUGCCACCGUGCUGGGGACACCAGCUCAUGCCAUAGGAGAGGCUGGGGGAGGCAUGAAGGAGGCGUCACCGGAACCGGUGGGGGCCCAGGUUGGGGUGGCAGCCAGCCAGGAGUCAUCAGCCGGUGGUACGCACGCAGCAGAAUGUGAAAAAAGAGCACGAGAGAUGCUUGGGGUGUGGGGCGCUGGGGGCUCCCUGAAGGUCACCAUCCUGCAGAGCAGCGACAGCCGGGCCUUUAACACUGCACCCCUCACGCCUGGGCCCCGUCCCGGCGACUCUUCCUCUGCCACCCCUGUGGCCACCAGCACACCCUCUAAGCAGGGCCUUCACUUCUUCUGCUAUGUCUGCAAGGUGAACUGCAGCAGCCAGCAGGAGUUCCAGGACCACAUGUCAGAGGCCCAGCACCUGCAGCGGCUCUCGGAGCUCCAGCACAUGAACCAGGCGUGCCUCCUGUCCCUGCUACCCAUGCCCCGGGAUGCCCUGGAGAGAGAGGAAGAGCCACCUCCCAGGCGCUGGUGCAACACCUGUCAGGUAUACUAUGUGGGGGAUCUGAUCCAGCACCGCAGGACACAGGACCACAAGGUCGCCAAACAGUCCCUGAGACCCUUCUGCACUAUUUGCAACCGCUACUUCAAGACCCCCCGCAAGUUUGUGGAACAUGUGAAGUCCCAGGGGCACAAGGACAAAGCCAAGGAGACACUCGAGAAGGAGACGGCUGGCCAGGAUGAGGACCACUUCAUCACAGUGGAUGCCGUGGGCUGCUUUGAGGGCGAUGAAGAAGAGGAGGAGGAGGACGAUGAUGAAGAGGAAGAGGUUGAGGUUGAGGAAGAACUCUGCAAGCAGGUGGCUGGGUUGAAGUGCAAAGAUGGCUCAGGAGAGGAGCGGAAGGGCUUGGAGACCUACAGCUCCAGCACUGUGUAUGGUAAGACCCAAGCUCCGAGCCCACCAGUGGGGACAGUGGUCCCACCUCCAGGUGACCCCCCAGGUCCCAGCCGCUGCAUUCCAGCCAGCCAACCUGUCCUCUUCUGCCCCCACCUAGACGGUGGGUGUGGGGUAAGUGGGCCCCAGAGGGGGCAGGACACCUGGCUGGUCCUGAGGACUUGUGUACAUGACCCUGCCCUUGUAGGUGUGGACUUCCUGGUACCCGUGAUGGGCUACAUCUGUCACGUCUGCCGCAAAUUCUGCCAUGGCAGCUCCAGGGCGCGGCUCUCCCACUGCAAGUCGUUGGCCCACUUUGAGAACAUGCAGAAACACAAAGCAGCUGAGAGCUCCGGCCCCACGUCCCGGCCCGUGAGCCGCCAGUGCGCCAUCAAUGCCCGCAAUGCGCUGACUGCACUGUUCACCUCCAGUGUUGGCGGUGGCCGCUCGCCCAGCCAGUCCAGCCCCCAGGACAAGGCCAAAACCCCCAGCAAGGUGACGCCUGGAUCCCAAUCCCCUAAUCCCCCUCCCCGGCCUCGGCGCUCGAGCCGCCUCAAAACCUGAAAGCUCAAGCUCCUUGUGUCUGGGUCCAGAUCUGUUCAUGCUUUUAGGAUUUUGUGUGGAAAUGAAUGUGCUUGAUGUUUUUACUCAAAACACAAUAAAAGAUAGUUUGGAUGCACAGUG